AUGUUUGAGGGUAUGAGCGAAACUGUUGCAAUGCUCGAUACUUUCCCUAAAACACUUAGAUAUCAGAUGCUCUUCCUGGUCAUUGCCUAUUUAGUUCCCAUGACCCUCAUGUCGCUGUGCUACACUGUAAUGGGAAAAGUGCUGUGGGGUUCCCAAUCUAUUGGGGAACUGACUCAGCGACAAAUCGACUCUAUACGAUCCAAGCGCAAGGAAAUUUCAGUCGAUUUUAAGCUUGAGAAAAAAGUAUUUCUAAAAGUAAACUGGAAAUGCGAGAAAGAUGUUACAGCUGGGAAAUGCUAUCUCCCCUAUCUCAAUUCUAUUUGA
This is a messenger RNA of Ceutorhynchus assimilis (cabbage seed weevil), 324 nucleotides long. Lineage: Eukaryota; Metazoa; Arthropoda; Insecta; Coleoptera; Curculionidae. The record is from the annotation of a GenBank genome assembly.